Caenorhabditis sp. 36 PRJEB53466 is the source of this 5489-nucleotide messenger RNA. The record is from the annotation of a GenBank genome assembly. NCBI's taxonomy places the organism in Eukaryota, Metazoa, Nematoda, Chromadorea, Rhabditida, Rhabditidae.
AUGGCCUCCUUUGCCUUUGACUUUGACUCUGAGACUGCGGAGCACUGGGAGCACAAGGGUGGAGCCCACGUUGGGUACAAGGCGGAGCACCACCUACUGGUAAGAUUUCGGACCGAGCCGCUAAAGAGACGACGACGGAAAUAAGUAUUGUGUGUAGUACGGUUGGAUUGGCAAAUAAGAAGCAACUACCUGAAGAGUUUAUAGUCUGUAAAUACUUGCUCCGUAUCAAAAACCGCUAUAAAGCAGCACGGCGAGGAGUGUCAUAACUCGGCCCGAUUACGAGCGCAUUAGCAGCAGAUAAUAUGUCUCUACUGUUGUGAAAUUGAAAUAGAAAUGCUAUCGGUUCAGAGACAAACAAGUUCGGAUCGAACUUGACUUAUUUUCAGUCCGCUGAGGGAUAACACAAAGGUAAAGUUGCUCAGAACCGAUACUUUGACUGACUUCUGUGAGUAACAAUUGUUCGGCAAUACACACGGCUUCGGAGUAUACUUCCUACCUUUUAAAAUUCUUCUCUGCAAGAUUUCCGCGAAGCCGACCGCCUCAUCAAAAUUUCAUCGAAAAUUCCGAAUGCGAAUACUCAAUCUCGCCUACUCGAAGAUCAAAUGUGUAUUGCAGGGAUGAAAAAAAAGAAAUCACAAAAAAGAUAGAGCCGAGCAAACUUUCUUUCGAAAAGCCGGGAGGGUUGCGCAAACAAAAAGGUCGAAUCCAUGCGGGACAAAACGGAAAUAAUCGUUUGAUGUUCUUCGUAUUUAUCAGUGUUGUCAGAGUACUUCUGUGGGUCAUGCAAACACUGCGCCGGGGUCAUGAACCACUCGAACGAAAGUAAUCGGGCUGGUAAAAAUAGGUUGAUAAGAGCAGAGAGUUGAGCAAACUGUUUGUCGCGCAUGGAAUAAGAGAAUGUGUGCGCGGCAACUGGUUGCUCCGGAGAGCAUGCAAAUAGUGGCUCGAAGGUCAAACUUUGUAAGUGAUGCAAAAAAAAGUGAUAGCUUAGAAUGUUGCAUCUCUACUUCCUUAUCCAUUUCGUGACGAAUUCAAAGUGGUGGAGAUGUAUGACCUCUUUUCAAACUGCCACUUUUUAAAGGAUCAGAAAGAGAGCGAGUUUACCGAGAAGUUUGUUUGCCGUCCGUCGUUCCAUUCGACGAUGAUAAUAGGUCGAUCUCACACAUCAGUUACGGCCGAGAAGAGCACAAUAGAAGAAGUGAGGUAUUAUCAAUGAGGGAACGCUUUGAGGGGGCUCGCUUUGAUCGCUUAUCAAAUGUCAAACAUCAGGUUAUCUUGGGAGCACAGGAGGGGAGAAGAUACAUCGGUUUUUCUAAAUAAGUACGUUCACAAGUACGUUCACUUUGCGCUUCAACUCUCAACCCUCGAUGGUUGUACAGUGCCGCGCCUUAUAAUUUUACAUUGUUCCUACAGUAAAUUACGCAUUUCGCUUUGUAAGACGCAAUUUUUGAAAAUUGCCGAAAACUCUUUCGUUUUUCCCGAGCUUGCUGCAAAUUGAAAGUAUCGAAUGGCAUGAGAGAUUUUAACGGAAACAAUCAAAACCAAACGCUCAAAAGUUCGUCAACGGAAGGAAGGGGCGAGUAACUCAUAACACAAACAGGCGGCACUAUUCGUUUCGACAAACCAUAGAAAGUCACAACUCGUUCGGUUUGCCAACCACUCCCGUCCAUUUCCUCACAGAGAAACGGCUGAAAAAGAGACAGAAAAACGAUUGGUUUGAGGUCCGUUUUGCGACGGAACGAGUACAAAAGCAAACAUAAUCGCAAAAGUAAGGUUGGCACCGAAUCUGCCGAGAAAGAGGGCAGAGGAUUGCUGUUUGACUACAGGAAACACUACGUUCGACACGAAAAAAGAGGGUAAAACGGGGAGAAGGGUCACAGUCAAACAGAGCCGACAUCCAGAAGAAUCGGAACGCAAUCAGAGGGAAGUGCGCGAACGGAACGGAAGAGAACUCAUCGGAGGGGAGUUAUUGGAGAAAAUUCUGAUGGACACUUUGCUUCAUUUCAUCAUUUACCACCUUCCCUGCCUUUUUUCAUCUCACAUUAGUCAAUUUCAAACUGAAAAUGGGAAUGAAAUGUCCAUCGCCUCUCCCUUUUCCGGGCAACAAUUGUGACUCAUUUAACGAUAAAAACUAACAUUUUGAGACGAACAAUUUGUUAAUAUCAACUGCAUUUCAAUUUUUUUUUGUUCUUGCUUUUAUUUUUGUUCAUUUUGAACUGCUUCUCGUCUAUUUUGUUCAUGGCAAACUUAAUUCAAACAUCCGCGCAUUGAAAACGGCCUAACUACCGCCUGUUUUUCUUAGGUCGCGCUUGCCUCGGACUCCUCGUGGACAAACUGAAUGCCAUCCAAAUUAUUUUUCAUUCUGGAUUUCUGCGUGUUUCCGCGUCGUUUCCAAACAAAUGUUGUUUUUUUUCAGGCAAAAAUGGAGCAAGAAGAUCAGCAAUCAUCGACUCAGUCGACGCCAACGCAAGAAGAAUCAACAAUCAUCACAAUUCCAGUGCACGCACCACAAAUGCCGGCCAUUUCGCUGUCCGGAAACAAUGCGCAAAGAACUCUGUGGAUUGGAGAUGUUCCGUCCGAAUGGACAGAAGAAACGCUGAAUCAGGUAUUCACGGUAAGGAUAAUAUGAUUGCAUUUUCAAAAAGUGUUGAAAAUUUCAGGAAAGCAAUCAUGCUCCGUAUAAAGUGAAACGAGUUUACGUCAAAGACGAGGUGAGUGUAAUUGGUCGGAUCUGUAAGCUCAAAACUGCACCGUUUUCAGCUAAAAGGCUACUGUUUCAUCGAAUUUCUAAGUUUCGAAGAGGCUCGUCAAACUCUGUACGAUUUGAACGGAGUGAAAGUGCCCGGAUUCAAGAGAUCCGCUUCAAUUUGUGCUUUGCCAACGACAGUUACAAUCCGUAAGUUCUAUAAAGAAAAAAAUCACCGGUAUCUCAUUAAUUAUUUCAGCAAUUCUGAAUUCAACCUCCACGUUUCGAAUGUGCCGCACGACAUGUCCGAUGCCGAGUUGUACCGCGUCUUCGACAAAUACUACUCGUGCCGAGGAGCCAAAAUGUUCCGAUUCGUCGAUGGAUCCUCGAAAGGAACCGGCUAUAUUCGCUUCGGGAAUCAGACUGAUCAGCAAAUGGCACUGGUCGAAAUGCAUCGAACAAGAGUCGGAAGUGGGCGGAUCAUCAUCAAAUUGGCUGGUCCACGAGGAGAGAGACUGGACCGGGGCGAGGGCGGUGGAUACAAACCUAGGGGAGAGAGGCGUCGCGAAGAGAAAUCGAGUCUGGUGAGCAAUCAAAGGGUUAGUUCGAAAGAAAUUGACAUGUUUUCAGUAUCGAAAUGGCACGGCAGUCCCCCAGCAGACGCAGAUGUUCGAUGCGUUCGGCAAUCCGGUGAUAGUGGCCGUCGACAAGAAUAUUUACGGAACGGACCAUCCGUGGGGACCCUUUCCCGAUGAUCCGGAACUCGAUCCAAUCAUCGGACUCGAUUUGCUAAGUUGGUUCACUCUGAAGAAUCGUUCGAACAAAAUGUUAUUUUCAGCAACGAAAUACCGUCCACAAAUCUCCAACAAACGAGUGAUGAUCGACACGGAUCAGUUCUUCCUCGACCUCGAUUCCAGUCGGUGGAGUCCGAUCGUUCUCAAGACUAACAUCAAGAAUGAUGAGUUGGCAGCGAAACUAACCGCCAAUCCGUGGACUUCGCUCCCAUAAAGAUCUAUGUUUCAUUGAUAUCCGGUCAACUAUUGCUAACUUUGUAUUACUUUGAUAAAUUUUUUCAAAUAAAAAGAACCAAUCGAUUCUCUCAAAUGUUAUUUUUGAUCUCUCCCCAUUAUUUUGUUCCUCGUACCAUCUGCACCCUCGAUUUUCGCGCGCCCCAUAGGGUCAAAGCGAUCAUUGCCCAUUCGCCCCGUCUUCUCAGUUGCGCUCAGCCAGCGCUCUUCGAGUCGAACUCGGAAAUGUCGUCUUUUAUGCUCAUGUCUCUCCCGUAUCUUCCAUUCAAAAAGAUCUUCGAGGAAAUGGAGAAUCGGGAAAAGUGAGUGAUCACAAACACUUUCAGUUUUUGAUUAUUAUCCUUUUCAGAGUGCACUUGGCGCUGACUUCCACUCAGGUCGCUAAACGGAUAAAAGCAUUGAAGCUGAAGGUGGAGAGGUACAUUUUUCGUGUGGAGAACGCGCAACCAUCAAUUCAAUUGAUAAUGGACUUGAAUCGUCGCGAAGAGACUAGCGUAUAUCUCAAGGACCGCCCGAGAAAAAAUAUGAGGUUCGCGUUUUCUUGAUACCCCAUGGCUCGGAGAAAGGCCGGCCCCGGUUUUCUGAGGCGUGAACUUUUGACUCGGCUGCAAUAAUCCGAUCGGACCCAAACUUGCCGGCUUCUCAGCCCGUUUAUGCGUUCUUGCGGUCUCACAAAGUUCAGGCCUCGAAAAGUCUACGAGCUUUUGCCAGGGCCGGUUUUUUCCCUGUUAUCCCUCCUUCCAUUCGCUUCAACUUUAAUUGCAGCCCAUUUCGCCUCUUAACUUUCUGCUUGACGUAUUUCCAACCAAGUCCAUCGCGUGGGGCGUACACUGGGACAAACUGAAACCGGGAAAUCUCGAACGACUGCUGUCGGAUCCUCUGUUCACACACAGCGAUUACGUGGACAUUGGUGGUUCGAAGCCCAUUCCGUCGGACGUUUUGAACCAUCUGAUCGAUAAUCUUUCUGUGAAACAUUUCCGUGUCACUGCCAAAGUGGACUUUCUCUUCAGCAGCAGACAUGUCAGCUUGUUCUUGUCAAUGACUGUUUUCACAACAGUUUUCUGAUUUCAGCCCUUCAAAUUCAAAACGUGGCGUAUUUGAAUGCUCGAUGGGUCGAAGAAAAAGACCUUCUGACUAUCAGAGAUUCGGAGAAUAUCAUCCUGGGCGACACUGUUCUCGAUAACGCGUCGAUCAAAACGUUCAUUUCGUACUGGUCGAACAGUAAGUACGACGUCGUGCGGAACAUUUCGAUUGUGAUGAAAGAGACAACGGAUGUCAGUCGACUACUGGGCGUGGUCGUUUGUGUGUGGAAAAGGAAGUUUUACUUUCUGUAAGUCUAUUCGGAAUUCUGGCAUUGCCGCUCUUCCGCGAAUGAAUUUAAAAGUGUGAUUAGUGAUGUUUCGAUUUUCAGGCAGUCGAGACGGAGAUCGGAGCACAAGAAGUACACUUACGCGUCCGUCCGACUGAAGAACAACAUAUUCCAUUUCCAAGCGUACUCUUCAAAAGAAAUGAUGGAAGCAAACCCGCUCAUGAUGAGAGUCGUCCAAAUGAGCUACAGACACAUGGACGUAUUGUUGACUAUGAGAAAAGUUUCCGCGGCGGAAACUGAGUGUCGCAGACGCAUUAGGGUAGCAGGUGCGGAGAGAAAUGCGAGAGUGUUGGCUGCUCGGCGUGGAAAUCUCCGCAUGAUUUUAUCGAGAAAGAGUGAACUCGAAGAGGAGGACAAUCAAAUAAGAGCACAAUUCUACAGGGAUAACGUCAGGCUUCACAUCUGA